CAUCGUUCUACUGAAUAGAAGCCCGUUGCAUGCUCCAAGAACUGUAAAUUUGUCAUCUCAAUGUUCAAGAACUUCAAAGCAAAAAAUGUGUCGCUCUUCGAGUCCAAACAAUCCAAACCACCUACUGCCGUGGGCAGUGAUCGUGGACAAGAUCUGACCUCCAUCCUGGACCGGUCGCAACGCGCCGACCUCACAGUCUUGGUAGCAGAGAUUGCGGAAUCAAUGCGUGUCGGGCUCCUUGAGAUAUUUGACAGCCCCGAACCAGUCUCUACGACGAAUGAAUAUUCUCCAAGUCAAAGCCCCAGCCCUGAAAAGAACGAAGAGGAAGCGCCACCCCUACCUACCAGGCCACAGGAGUACUCAAGUCCAGCCUCGGGAGAGAGCGCGACACCACGAGACCAGCGACCACGUCCCACGCCUAGGGGGAAUGCUACUGCUGCAGCGGCUAAAGCCCGUGCUAAAAAGAGGACGCUUGCCCAUUUUGAAAAUUGGCGAGAUGCGGUUCUUUUACGAAUUGGCCAAGUCGUUAACAAGGACGAUGAGGUCCAAGAAACUAAAACCGCGGAUGCUGCGAACUAUGACGAUAUCCCAUUACCGGAGGACAAGGAGAGACUGGACAAACUGCGCCAAGUUUACCACCCUAUCGAGACACCACUUCUCCAGCUUCCGAAAGCUACCAGGCUGCUCAUUUUGCAUUCUCUUCUACUACUACUGCUCAGCUUGAAGCACUACUGCGCAUACUCUCGGGUAUUGUUGCUGUAUGUCUCGUCCAGUCUAGAAAUUGACGUGAAAGUGCUCAACGAGAAUGAAGUCCAAGUGGCACGAGGACUACUAGACACUGUUCUGGCACUCUCACAAGAGCCAGAUGGCAAAUCGGAGCCUAAGAAGAAAGACAAUAGUCGAGCAUGGAAAGUCGGCAUUGCAUCCGUCGCCGGUGCUGCUCUUAUUGGUAUUACCGGUGGUCUUGCAGCGCCUUUGGUAGCCGCGGGUAUUGGAGGUAUCAUGGGCGGGCUUGGGCUCGGUGCUACAGCCGCGGCCGGAUAUCUGGGUGCUCUUGCUGGUAGCAGCGUGCUGGUCGGUGGUCUCUUCGGUGCUUAUGGCGGCCGUAUGACCGGUCGCAUGAUGGACAAGUAUGCCCGCGAGGUUGAAGACUUUGCAUUCAUUCCCAUCCGAGGAGCACAGAAGCAGAAAACGGAGAAUGAGAGCGAGGCAGCUCAACAGGACCACCGUCUUCGGGUCACGAUUGGUGUUACCGGAUGGGUGAAAGAAGAGUCCGACUUUGUGGUUCCAUGGCGCGUCCUCGGGGCUGACUCGGAGGUGUUUGCCCUGCGCUGGGAGACUGAAUCCUUGUUGAACCUCGGGAACGCGAUCUCUGCGCUGGUAACCAGUGCUGCAUGGUCGGUCGCAGGACGAGAAAUUCUCAGUCGAACAUUUUUUGCGACCGUCAUGAGCGCGGUGAUGCUGCCAAUGGGUCUCAUGAAAGUCGCUCGGGUGGUUGAUAACCCUUUCAGUGUUGCCAAGUCUCGAGCUGACAAGGCUGGUGAGAUUCUAGCCGACGCACUUAUCAAUAAAGCGCAGGGUGAACGACCCGUCACGUUGAUUGGUUAUUCCCUUGGGUCUCGCCUGAUUUACUCUUGUCUGCAAAGCCUAUGUCGACGAAGCGCAUACGGGCUCGUCGAGUCCGUCAUCUUCUUGGGAUCUCCGACCCCAUCAGAAAGCGAGGCUUGGCGCCGUAUUCGCAGUGUCGUUAGUGGCCGAGUUGUCAAUGUCUACUCUGAGAAUGAUUCCGUUCUUGCGUUUCUCUACCGGACCAGCAGUCUCCAGUACGGCGUCGCUGGACUGCAGCCCAUCCAAGGUGUUCCUGGUGUCGAGAACCUCAAUGUCAGUGAGAAGAUUAGUGGCCACCUCCGGUACCAGUACCUGCUCGGAAGCAUUCUCGCGUCCAUUGGGCUACAAGAUCUUGACCAGAGUGAGAUUGAACGUGAAGAAGCUGCCUUGGCGGAUGAAGACAAGAAACAAGAAGAAGAGCGAGUUCGCAAUGAGCGGGAGGCAGGAGUAAAAGAUGAGGAUCCGUCUGCUGCGGCUGAGAAGCUUAAAAGCGAGGAAGGCUUUGAGGAAGAGGGUCGAAUGCAGAAACAGGUGGAAACACAGACCGAGGAGCAGAUGACCCAUCAUAGGAUACAGAUGCUGGAUUUGGAUGAUGACGAUUACUCUUCGCCUUUACCAAAUCAGUCGGGGAAAUAUUCAGCUAUCUAGACGUGGUGGCUUCUCUGGCUAAGAUGAACACCAGUUGUCCUAUCUUAUUGCGGUACACUUUAAUUCCCGCACAUUUCAUGUAAUUCGAAAACACUGUCGAUACACGUAAACAGCAAUUGUUCAUACUCCAUUUCCCGAAAGACCAA
Messenger RNA from Penicillium brasilianum, 2402 nucleotides. NCBI's taxonomy places the organism in Eukaryota, Fungi, Ascomycota, Eurotiomycetes, Eurotiales, Aspergillaceae. The record is from the annotation of a GenBank genome assembly.